Adineta steineri is the source of this 266-nucleotide messenger RNA. Lineage: Eukaryota; Metazoa; Rotifera; Eurotatoria; Adinetida; Adinetidae. The record is from the annotation of a GenBank genome assembly.
UACAACUUGAAUUAAAACCUAAUGAAUUAGGUGAAUUUGGAAAAUUAUUAGCUGAAUGGCAAUCAAAUCAAUUAAAUACUAAAACAUUUGUUAAACAAACAGCUCGUUUAUAUGGUGAAUCACGACGAAAUCUUCUUGAUGGUUUACAUGACUUUUUACCGAUUAAUGAACAAACAUGGUUUCUUGAUUAUUUAAAUAAUCUUAAAUCAACACCAUCAUCAUUAUUUAGUAGUACGGAAUCAUUACAAGAUGUUCAAACUUUAUAA